Manihot esculenta (cassava) is the source of this 1689-nucleotide messenger RNA. RefSeq lists its product as uncharacterized. Bases 470 to 1261 code for a protein of 263 amino acids. Gene Ontology annotation, cellular component: U12-type spliceosomal complex. The transcript has 5 exons. The record is from RefSeq and is a predicted model, not a curated record. Gene Ontology annotation, biological process: mRNA splicing, via spliceosome. NCBI's taxonomy places the organism in Eukaryota, Viridiplantae, Streptophyta, Magnoliopsida, Malpighiales, Euphorbiaceae.
AAUAUAAAAUAUUUUUUUAAAAAAAUAAUUUUUAUAAAAAGUUUUUUAAUUAUAAUUAUUUUUAACAAACAAACCGUCGCUUAGUCUUACAAUGAGUCGGUUUAUUUUAGAGAAAUCGUAUUACUUACCUUUAACAGAACAGAGAUGAGAAAAUGAUGGUAAAAAAAAGGGCGCGCUUUCGCUUCAUAAAUGAUGUUAGUCAGGGAAAAAAACCGUUACUAGUUGACAGUGCAAACCCAACUGCCACCUUCUUCAUGCCUCCAUAAACAAGCAAUUCCAGAUUCUCCAUCUUGCUCGAUCGAAUCUCGCCCGACACAAGCUCCAUACACAUAAAGCGUAACCCUAACCCUCGCAAUUCACCUUGUUUGCAGAUGCGUAUCGCUUUCUUCUACGAAUCUUUUUCCUAGUGGAUGUACCUUUUAUAGAGCGGAACCGACUCCUCCAUUAACGAGCUUAACCACAAUUGGCCAUGAGCCUUCUUGAUAUGAGAAUCGACGUCGAUGGUUAUCUCGGUCCUCGGCGGUCUAAUUCAUUGGCAUUUUCUCCACUUAUGAUAAUCGAUGGGCGUUCUCGCAACAGCAACUUUUCUUAUGCUAUGCUCCCUGAGGAGCCCAUCAAGCUCACUGUUCUCAAAUUGGAUGGCUCAUGUUUCGAUAUUGAAGUUAUGAAGUCAGCCUCCAUUGCAGAACUGAGACAAGCGGUGGAAGCUUUUUUUAAUGAUAUGCCACAGAAGGGAACUGGCAAGAUCUCAUGGCCUCAUGUGUGGAGCCAUUUCUGCUUAACGUAUGAAGGUCAGAAGCUAGUUACAGGAACUGACUACAUCAAACACUAUGGCAUCAAGGAUGGUGAUCAACUUCAUUUUAUACGGCACAUCUCAAACAGCUAUACCUUCAAGAAGAAGGGAUCAAAGAAACAGACUCCUGGUCUGGAACAACAUAAGAUUAAUUGCAGCUCAUUAUCACGUUUAAAUAUCCGGGAAGACAAAGAACAAGAUGAUAAGGAAGAGAGUAGUCACAGCAUAGAGAAUAGGGAGUUGGGCAAUUUUGAUGCUACAUAUCAGAUUUCUGAAAAACAUAAAGAAUCCAAGUGGGCCGGUUUACUACAACGGUUGUUCUCAUGCUCCAGGCUGCAACGCAAGGAAAGGAGUUUAAAGGGGUCUCCCUCUAGACCUGCAUGUCGUUUGUCUAGUGGAUUUAGAAAAAUCAUAAAGUUUUGUGGUGAUAGUAAUCAUCCUCAGAGGAUUGAAUGGAGAGAGAAAUAGGGAUGAAGCUGAAAAGCAUUUUAUUCAUGGAGAGCAAACAUAAGUGUCAUUCUAGAUGAUGCAUAUUCAACAUGCUGAGUAGCCAAUGAUGUGAAAAUUUUGAUCACAGAUCAGCAUUGUUUAAUAUCAAGAAUAUCAGCUAACAAUUGCUGGCAAUGAUUACCCGAGCUUUUGAACAUUUCUGGUGGGGAGAAAAACUUAUUUACUCAUUCAUGUUGAAGGAAGAGAUGGUAGUCACUUAUAUCAAAAUUAACACAUAUGUGUUUUUAUUUUUAAAUUCAAUAGCUUAAUUCCUAUAUUUUGAUUCCGUAUGAGAUAUCCAUCCAUUUAAUUUUCUGUUAAUUAUCUUUUGAAAUGACCAAAACUACCUUAAAUAUAUAUAUAAUUACUAAUCGGAUUAUAUCAAAACUAACACUUAUAUUUUUAGA